This is a messenger RNA of Durusdinium trenchii, 348 nucleotides long. The record is from the annotation of a GenBank genome assembly. Lineage: Eukaryota; Dinophyceae; Suessiales; Symbiodiniaceae.
AUGGAGGAUGAGGUCAUAAAGAUCCCCAUUGUUUGUCUUCGGUUCGAGAAACCAGAUGAUGGCCUGCCUGUGAUGGAAGAUUGGAUCACAACUUUUGAGUUGAUGUUGUUGUCUGGCAUAGAGCUUCAACGGGAGCCAUUGGAUUGCACCAUGGGGCUGGUUCAGGCCUUUUUUUCUGACAACAGACUGUCACUAUGUUUGCUUGUGCAGUGUUGUUUGUUGUUUGUUGUUUUGAUGUGUUUUGUAUUUGUUCAUGUUCUUUUGCUGCACACGACCGUGGCUUGCGACCAUCAGACAGUUGACCAGAUCAAGGGAUGGACCCGUUCAUCGGUCAUUGCACUUAUCUGA